Molecule: messenger RNA, 2637 nt
Organism: Aspergillus vadensis CBS 113365
Lineage: Eukaryota; Fungi; Ascomycota; Eurotiomycetes; Eurotiales; Aspergillaceae
Product: putative DNA mismatch repair protein
Exons: 3
Coding region: 1-2541 (846 amino acids)
Biological process (GO): mismatch repair
Cellular component (GO): MutLalpha complex
Molecular function (GO): mismatched DNA binding; ATP binding; ATP hydrolysis activity
Source: RefSeq, a predicted model, not a curated record
AUGCCAAUCGCCGCGCUGUCCCCAGCAGCGGUGCGGGCAAUUGGCUCCGCGUCUGUUAUUUCCGAUCCCUGCUCCAUUGUCAAGGAGCUCCUGGACAACGCCUUGGAUGCCACAGCUACUUCAGUCUCCAUUGAGAUCUCACAGAAUACACUUGACGUAAUACAAGUGAAAGACAAUGGCCACGGUAUCCCCGCUAGUGACCACCCUUUUGUCUGCAAACGCACCUUUACCAGCAAGAUCCAAUCCGUCGAGGAUCUUAGAACUAUCGGUGGGAAAUCUCUAGGUUUUAGAGGCGAAGCACUUGCUAGCGCAGCGGAGGUAUCCAGUGGCGUGGCUAUCACCACUAGAGUACCGCAUGAGCCGGUUGGUUCUUCUAUCAAAUAUGGUAGAAAUGGAGAGCUUCUAAGUACCCAGCGAGCGUCACAUCCGGUAGGUACCAGUGUCCGCAUAACGGACUUGUUCAAACACAUCCCUGUCCGGAGACAAACUACGAUAAAGAACGCUGCCAAGACACUCGUCAGGAUCAAGAAGCUCGUACAAGCAUACGCUAUUGCCCAGCCCUCCAAGCGUUUGUCUUUAAGGGUCCUCAGAGCAAAGACAGAGACAAACAACUGGAUAUAUGCCCCAGGCAACAACACUAGCCUCGUAGAUGCAGUAUUAAAAAUUGUGGGCACCGAAGUUUCCUCUAGCUGUCUUGUCAAGGCCUGGCCACCUGAGAACGACAGCGACAGGUCUUUUCGAAUAGUCGCGCUUCUUCCUAGGCCAGAGUCCGACCUUACCAAGGUAAACGGGUCAGGUCAGUAUAUCAGUAUCGAUGGCAGGCCUUUAUCGACCACCCGAGGAGUCGCGCAAGAUAUUGCCAAACUAUUCAAGUCUUAUAUACGCUCGCUUGCUUCCAGUCAGGAGCCAUCUCCAAGCAUAACCGAUCCGCUUCUGUGCCUUCAGCUCCAGUGCACUAAUGCAAGCUACGACGUCAACAUUGAGCCCGCCAAAGAUGAUGUCCUUCUCGAAGACCAGGAGGAGCUUCUCUCCUUGGUGGAAGAGCUUUUGUGUGAUGUGUACGGUAUCGAAGCAAAACCAGCCGAGAGAUCAAGGACUGCCAAAAAGGAGAAGGAGCCUGCUCCUUAUCGAAACUCUUUUGACAUCCUUCUCGCCAGGAAAAGUCCGGAUGACUCACGGGCAAGCAGUUAUGUAUCCUCCUCAACACCACGGACUCCGGCUGUAGUGGAACAACAUAGCGCACACACAGAGAAUCGUCUGGAGCUGAGAAGUGUGAGCAGCAACCCCCGGUCAUUAGCUAGAAAUAGCAUGCCGAUGCCGACACGCGACAUUUCCUCGUCGCGCAGUGAUAGGGACAACACAGUAAGGAGUGGAAACGUGCGAUAUCCGACUGAAAGCCGGAGAACCUCACGGGAGAGACUGCAGACAAGCUCUCCAGGGUUCAUCUUACCGAGUCCCUCUGCCAGCUCGACGACUGCUCCUGGCUAUGUGACUGAGGCUCAGUCUUCGCCAUCUAGUCCAGGCACACCUCAAACUCCUCUUCCCAGGACAAGGCAAGCCUCGAUGGACCAUGGUACGCACCCUGAAAACGGAGCCCUUGAUAGCUGGCUGAGGAAAACUCCAGUCCCUUUGUCUCAACCAAACAUUGGCGAGGUACCUGUAGACGAUGGAGACGAGCGCUCAUUGCAGCACUUGGCGCAAGAGCGAUUUGGCUCACCAGAAAGGUCACCAAGUGGCUCAGCAUCAAUAGAGAAUGGCAUUGCUACUGCUCAGAACCAAUGUUCCGAGACCCAGGCUAGCCCCGCCGAAGCAGACGCGGAGCCUGAAGAAACUGGUUCUCCCUUGCUUGGAAGUACUGCAGACUCCGAACCUAAAGAAAAACAUGCGCCUGCGCCUGAGAAGUCUUCCGCUACUCUACGCCAGCUUCUUUCAGGAAAUAGUCACCAGGAGCUGAACCGUGCACUCGACUUUGAAAACCGCAAGAGGGAGGCUAUCCUUAGGCGUCGAGAACAACUUAAAAGUCGGCGAAACCCGACCACAACGAGUUCACCCCAUCUGAGUCGGUAUCUAGCCGCCAAGGCUGCACUUCACAGCCAGCCUGAUGCUAACCGGGAAGAGGAGCCGACCGUUAAGCCCGUGCUGAGUCCACAUGACCCACGGUCGUGUUUAAUGCGUUACAGGGUGCAAGACCAGAAUGAAGAUGGCACAUCAAGAACCAGAAGGAUCAACACGGACAAGUUGCCAUUGGAAAGCAUUCCAGACGGAAAUGAACUACAUAGGCUGGGUCUGACCCAGCAGGCCGACAUUUCACUCAUAUCGACCACUUACGACCAUAUAACCAAGACAGAUCUGUAUACUGGAUGUGGUGAUCAAUUUUUCGCCUUUGACCAUUCACAUAAAGAUACCGAGAGUGUGUUUGAUAUCUGGAGAUAUCGACUUAACAAUUUAAUGCAGAGCAAUUACCAGACUGAAAUACGGUCGGGAUUGCCGGAUGUGCAUUUCAAUUUCUCUCGUUUAGCGCAGCGCGGGCAAUCCAAGUGAUAGCAUUUGUUAUCUAUCUUAUCUUAUCUUAUCGGCGCCAGCUAGCGGUUCAGCUGUUCGAGUGACCUGCUUUGCAUCAAAUUACUAUACCUAGAC